Molecule: messenger RNA, 2544 nt
Organism: Malania oleifera
Lineage: Eukaryota; Viridiplantae; Streptophyta; Magnoliopsida; Santalales; Ximeniaceae
Product: tRNA (carboxymethyluridine(34)-5-O)-methyltransferase
Exons: 5
Coding region: 475-1644 (389 amino acids)
Biological process (GO): tRNA wobble uridine modification
Cellular component (GO): cytoplasm; nucleus
Molecular function (GO): tRNA binding; S-adenosylmethionine-dependent methyltransferase activity
Source: RefSeq, a predicted model, not a curated record
AGCCCGACGUUAAAAUCGACCCUCCUACUCUCUCUGCUCCCUCUCAUUAAGCUCCAUGGCUCCUGUUCAAUCGCUGCGGUUCUCUUUGUCGGAAGGUCACCAAUCCUUGAACUAACUUCAUUCCAGAGAGAAAAAUAGUCAUAAGCUUCUCCAGGAACCUCAAAGCCUUGCAUUUGUUGAUUCAAAAACCUUGAGAACUUGGAAUAGAAUUGUUAUUUGGGCUCACUGAAUGUUUUCAAAACUAGCCGGAGCUUAUCUUUAAUCAUGGAUAAGGAUAUAUGGGUUUAGUAGUUGAGGUUUUAAAUGCAUUAUUCUGCAUCAACUCUGUCCCCACUUAAAGUUUCACUAAAUGCUGAAAGUUUUGAAGUUCCUUUAAAUGUGACUUUACAGUGAUCGUAGGCACUUGCAGAAUUUGAUCUCCCUUUCCCAAUGAUAUAGUUGGUCAUGUCUGAUUAGAUUUUAAGCUUAAGGCUGAUGAUCUUUCAUGUUGCAAGAAUAGGGAAAUGCUUCAAUCAAUUCCAGAGAAUCUUCACUCUACCCUCUGUUGUUGUUAACAGUUUCUGCCAUUCAGAAACCAUCUGCACCAUGGGGGAAGUCAAAGUAUCUCAUGGUUCUAAUUUGUCUGCUGAUAUAACUGAUGGAGAACCUCAUAUUCAGCAACUUGUAUUGGGAAGCUGGGACCAGAGUGGUUCAUUGUCAAGUGUUUACUCUACCCCAGAAAUUGAAAAGAAGUAUGUUCAUCAUGUUUAUGAUGCAAUCGCACGUCAUUUCAGUUCCACCCGUUUUGCUAAAUGGCCAAAAGUUGCCACUUUUUUGAAAUCUUUGCCUGUAGGAUCUCUCGUGUUAGAUGCAGGAUGUGGAAAUGGGAAGUAUUUGGGCUUAAAUCCCAGUUGCUUCUUUAUAGGAUGUGAUAUCAGUCCCCAACUUGUUAAUAUUUGUGCUGAUAGAGAGCAUGAAGUAUUAGUUGCAGAUGCUGUAAAUCUUCCUUACCGGACUGGUUUUGGUGAUGCUGCUAUUUCUAUUGCUGUGUUGCAUCAUCUAAGUACAGAGAAUAGGAGGAAGAAAGCAAUACAUGAAUUAGUUCGUGUUGUUAAAAAGGGCGGUCUUGUUCUAAUAACAGUUUGGGCAGUGGAGCAGGAGGAUAGGUCAUUGGUAAAUAAAUGGACGCCUCUUACUGAAACGUAUGUAGAGGAGUGGAUAGGACCAAGCAGUCCGCGGGUACGUGGACCGUCAUCCAGCACUCUAGAAAGCAUCCCAGAAGCUGAGGAGAACAAUUCUGGAGAUUGCUUCAAUGACCCCAAAGUGAUUCCCGUUGAGAAAUUGCAGGAAACUAUGGUCUCCAGUAGUAAAGAUGAUUCUGCAGGUUGCAAAAAUGGAAAACAUGUCGAGUGUCAACAGGAGUAUUUUGUCCCUUGGCAUUUACCUUAUCAUCGUGCUGAAGUCAGUGGUGCUUCUGCUACUGCUCUGGCAAAUGGCCUGGCAAAGAAAGAUGAUAAGAAGGGUGCUGUAGUGUACAAUAGGUAUUACCAUGUUUUUAGUGAAGGCGAGCUUGAGAGGUUAUUGUCUGGCAUGGAAAAUGCGGUCAUUGUUGAUCGGUUUUAUGACAAAUCUAACUGGUGUGUUGUUCUUGAGAAAACUUUAUGAUAAAGCUGACCUAGACCAGUCCAAGCCAGGCUUCUCAAAGGAGGACAAUUGUUCUUUUCUUGAUGGACCCAAACCUUGCAAAUCCCUUAUUCAAAGAGUAUGUUCCAUAUGCUGGAGUACCGCUGGAUAGAGAAAAUUACAUAAUAUUCUGAAAUUUUUAUCAGCACUUCUUCCAAAGGAAUUUUAAUCAAUUUUGGGGAGUAAUUUUCUAUUCAAUCUGUGAUGGCAGAGUACUGCUCUGAAGUGAAAACAAAGUUCUGGACAAAUAGAGGUAAAGGAGAUAGUUACCCUUACCCUUGGGGGAGAUUUUGGAUUUGAAUUUGUGUGGAUUUGAAUAAAAUAUAAUAUAGAGUUGUAUUAAAUUUUGUUCAAAUUCUUUCAAAUUUGAAUUUAACGUCUGAAUCCAAGUCAUCAACUGAGAUUAAAUCUUAUCUUUUCUACCUCCUGGAAAAUGUGCUUACGGACUUUUUAGGUGAGGGAUGGGGAGAGUGUGGUCGAUAUUGAUUGCUUAUCGACAAUUCCUGCUGUGUUGUUUUUAUGUAUCAUUGACAAUAUUAUUUCAAAGACGGUUUAACGUAUUUGUUCUUUGUAGGUAUAAUGGAUGGGGCACAUUUUUAUGUAUUGGUUUUGGUGUAACUUUUGGUCCAUUGCUGGAGAGCUUCACUCAAAAGCUCCGUCUCAUAUGAUGAACGCGAUUUAAUAUUUUCAACUGAGAGGAUAUUGGAACUUUAUUCUUUGUAAAGGAAAUUGCCAUUGACCCUUCUACCAAAGGGUAGGUUCCCCAUGUAUUUUCUCGAGCUAGGUCUCUGCAGAAAAAUGAUGAGAAAAUUUCGAUUGCUGGCGCGGGGGAUGAAUUGUGUGAAAGUUAAAUCGAUAAAUAAAAAUUUAUAUUUAUAUUUA